Messenger RNA from Lentinula edodes (shiitake mushroom), 606 nucleotides. RefSeq names its product P-loop containing nucleoside triphosphate hydrolase protein. Lineage: Eukaryota; Fungi; Basidiomycota; Agaricomycetes; Agaricales; Omphalotaceae. The record is from RefSeq and is a predicted model, not a curated record. The coding region runs from base 1 to 606 and encodes 201 amino acids. The transcript is spliced from 10 exons. Gene Ontology annotation, biological process: small GTPase-mediated signal transduction. Gene Ontology annotation, molecular function: GTP binding; GTPase activity.
AUGCUCUGUGGCUCCUCAAAGGGUGCAUCUUUCGGUCGGAGAACGCUUCAACGUAAAGUCGUCGUCUGCGGAGAUGGCGCAUGUGGGAAAACAUCUCUGCUGAACGUCUUCACCAGAGGAUUCUUUACACAAGUCUACGAACCUACAGUCUUUGAGAAUUACGUCCAUGAUAUAUAUGUCGAUGACCAACUCGUAGAGCUAAGCUUAUGGGAUACUGCCGGACAGGAGGAAUUUGACCGGUUACGAUCGUUAUCCUAUGCGGAAACACACGUUGUUAUGAUAUGUUUCUCGGUGGACAAUCCAAUAUCGUUAGAAAAUAUUGAAACCAAGUGGUUGGAUGAAAUUCUAGAAUUUUGCCCUGGCGUUAAGGUGACUCUCAAGUGUGAUCUCAGAGACGAUUAUUCGAUCAAAGAACGACUGCAGCGAUACGGAACACAUCCAGUCCAAUAUGAGGAAGGAUUGGCAGUAGCAAGACGAAUACGAGCUUCUCGGUAUCUGGAGUGCAGCUCGAAGCAUAAUCGAGGAGUAACUGAAGUAUUUCACGAAGCUGCCCGUGUUUCACUGAGCUCGAGAAAUAGAGGCUCGGCUGGUUGUGUGAUUAUGUGA